CAAAUGUCAACUGUCUCGUGAGAUGACUACAAGAAUAUGGUCCUGUCUCAGUUCCUUCACCUCACUGAACCAUCUCAACAUCUCAGACUCAUCUAUCGAUUUCCCUCCAUCUCCUCCUGCGCUACCAUCCAUCAGAAAGCUAUCAGCUAUGAGAGUGACGUCACAAUUCUAUGAAGGUCUCAUCUCAUCACUCCCUGCUUUGGUAAAAAUCGAUAUCACUAUCGAUGAUGCGGAGGGAGACAUAUCCAAUAUAACGGCUGGUCUUCGUGGGACUGGAGGACGGAAACUCACAUGCAUUAAACUUCGCACUUCGAGAUCACUCCCAACAGAGAAGAGUCGUGUAUCUAGAGAGACAAUGAGAGGACUGGGUCUGCUUAUUAAGGAACGUACCAAGAACCUGAAGUAUCUCUUUCUGGAAUGGGUGAAGUGCACAGACGAGGAUGACAUGAUUUAUCUCAUUGAAUGCUGCAGACAUGUGAAGAAGAUGAUAUACGUAGAGUAG
Messenger RNA from Lytechinus variegatus (green sea urchin), 502 nucleotides. RefSeq lists its product as uncharacterized. NCBI's taxonomy places the organism in Eukaryota, Metazoa, Echinodermata, Echinoidea, Temnopleuroida, Toxopneustidae. The transcript has a single exon. The record is from RefSeq and is a predicted model, not a curated record. Bases 23 to 502 code for a protein of 159 amino acids.